AUGAAGGCAUUCGUCUUGGUCAGUUUCCUGCUUGCCUGCAGUGCCAACGGUUUCUACGUCUUCGAUUUGACCGAUGACGAGACACGUGAUAUAUACGCUGCACAGGAUUUGAAUAAUCGGGUAUUCUUUCAUCUGUACACCAAACAGACUGGACACAAUCCGCAACAAUUGUUCCUGAACGACGUUAACAGAUUAAAGAACAGUCACUUCAAUCCAAACAGACCAACGAAAAUCAUUACACACGGGUGGCAAAACUCUGAUAGAAGCGAAUCUGUUGUCCUGGUUCGCGAUGCUUUCCUUCAACAUGGUGACUACAAUAUCAUCACCAUUGACUGGAGCGCAAUAUCAGGACUAGAAUAUAUUCAUGCCAGUAGGGACGUUUUGAUGGUCAGCAAGUAUGUCGCUACCAUGAUUGAUUUUCUUCACUCACAAGGAAUGAAUUUAAAUCAAGUAACCAUUGCCGGCCACUCUCUUGGAGGUCACGUUGCUGGAUUGGCAGCCCGUUACGCGAAAGGCACAGUGAACCACGUUGUCGCUUUAACGAAUUCGGGCGGUCUUGGCUACAGCUCCGCGAUCGGGGACAUCGACUUCUAUCCGAAUGGCGGCGUCCAUCAGCCUGGUUGCGUAGUGAAUGUCAUUGGGGUCUGCUCGCACUUAAAGGCGUACAAGUUCUACGCGGAAUCUAUCAACAGCAGGACGGGCUUCUGGGCCCUGAAAUGCAAAAGCUACGACGACUUCAACAGAGGUGGCUGUAGAUUGAAUGAAAGGGCUCUUAUGGGUGGCGUUGUGCCAAACUACAACGCCAGGGGUAGCUAUUUCUUGAAAACGAACGACAAGUCACUGUACGAAAAGGGAGGGCUUUAAGCUGAUUCGUCAUCAGAAAUCAUCCAAUGUAUUGUACUAGUAAUAUGUACCGUGUUUUUGUAAAUAGAUAUGGAGUGAAAUUGAGAGAGUUGUCGUAGGUUCGACAUUUGUAUUCAUAGAAGAGAACUGGAAUUCAGUUUAUUUGGACUGUAAUGCUAUUUUUUCAAGGGUAGCAUUUUAAAGUCGAUAUGUAUCACAGCGAUUGGAUCUUACCUCCAAUAAAUUGGCGUUACGGGUAGAAAGCAGCGUUAUCGUCCAAUAAAUAAUGACGAUGUUAUUUUGCGUUGAUCUCAUAGUCCGUAAUAAGAAUUUACUUAAUUAUGUAAUUAAUUCUGAAUGUAAUAAUUCAU
Dufourea novaeangliae is the source of this 1214-nucleotide messenger RNA. Its product is annotated as pancreatic triacylglycerol lipase-like. Gene Ontology annotation, molecular function: lipase activity. The record is from RefSeq and is a predicted model, not a curated record. Gene Ontology annotation, biological process: lipid metabolic process. Bases 1 to 864 code for a protein of 287 amino acids. The transcript is spliced from 4 exons. NCBI's taxonomy places the organism in Eukaryota, Metazoa, Arthropoda, Insecta, Hymenoptera, Halictidae.